Messenger RNA from Entrophospora candida, 3048 nucleotides. The record is from the annotation of a GenBank genome assembly. NCBI's taxonomy places the organism in Eukaryota, Fungi, Glomeromycota, Glomeromycetes, Entrophosporales, Entrophosporaceae.
AUGAAUACUGCAAUAAAUCAUGUUGAAUCAAGCAACAAUGGCCUCAAAGUAGUUGAUGGGAUUAAUUAUCAGGAUGGAACAAUUUUAUUAAGAUUGUUGAAUCCUUUAAAUUACUGUAAUGAGAAUACAAUCUAUUUACGAUUAGUCCAUACAAAUGAAACUGUUAGAACUUUAAAUUUAAAUAAUUUGAACAUUCCAUGGGAAAAUUUUUGCUACAAACUUGCAUUGGUUGCUAAUAGUAAACAAAGUAGUGGUGGUAGCAGUAGUGGUGAUAGCAUUACAAUAAAUGCUAUAGCUUAUCAAUACAUAUUAAUAAAUUAUUUUUGUAAUCGUUCCAUUUCUAAUAAAGUUUGUGGUGAUGUCGUUACUUGGACUGGUGAAUUAGUAAGUAAUAUUGAAUUUGAGAAUGUAUGUGAUGACAGUAUAAUUAUUCAAAGCCAUAAAAAAGAUGAUGGAUUUUUGCGUGUGUGUUAUGUUAAAGAUACAAAAGAAAUCAUUUGGACAAAAUACAGUGUACCAAAUAUUUCUACUGGUACAAUAUUAGAAACUUCUACUGGAAAAUUAACAGAUAUAACCAACUUUAACCCAAACAUUACAAAGUUCUUUUCAAGAGAAGAUGGAAGUUAUGCCAUGGUAACUUGUACAACUGACACAAAAACAACUACUGAUAGUAAUCAAUUUACUGGAGAUUGGACAAUUGCUGUAACAUUUUUAUCGGUUGAUGAUAGUUUGCAACUAACAGGCCCUUUUGAAUUAUAUAAAAGUAAAACAAGUGGUAGUGGUUUGAUUGAUAUUGUUAAUAUUCAUAGGUGUGAUCUCGCCUAUUACUUUUCAGGAUACAGUUGUCUGAUUACAAUUGUUAGAUCAACAAACAUAUCAUUUAUAGAUAUUGAUUUCACAUCUUCUGGUAACUUGUAUUCGGUAACACCAGAAUUUUCAAUUGCUCAAAUUUCAAAUACAACAACAACAAUAUGGGAUGUUCAAACAUUGUAUUAUGGUGGAUAUGUUAUUUUAGUAGAGACUGUUCCGACUGGUAAUCUUGAAGGACACAUUUGUAGUAAUAAUGGCACCUAUUUUGGAAAUUGGAGCUUCUCAAGCCAAUAUCAAUACACUAAUAAAAUUGUAGGGGUUCUGCCUGAUAAUACACUAUGGACAAUACCUAAACAACCAACUGACGAUUAUUCUUGGACAUGUUUAUUGACCGAUGCUUUAACCAAUUAUAGUACAGUUCAAGGUAAUAAUGGUAGUUUCAAUAUUAUUAGUGGGUUUCCUGGUGGUCCUGGAGGUUAUGGAUCUGAUAGUAUAUUGUCAACAGUUCCAGAAAAAAAUUCAAGCAUAAUUUCUGCAAAUACUGAUUCAAUCACAAUAACUUAUACUAAAUCAGUUAAAAAAUCAUCAGGAAAUAUUAAUAUUUACCAAUUACGUUCUAGCACAAACAUUGAUAUUAAUAACAAUGAUGAUUACUAUGAUGAGCGUGAAGAUUUAUUGCGUCAAUCAUGCUCUGGUCAAUCUGAUUAUGUUCAAAUCGAAGGUAACACUGUUCAAGUCAAAGUUUUAAAAAGUACCUUUAAUAGCCCCGGAAGUGAAUAUUAUGUGACUAUUGAAGAUGAUUUUGUUAAAGAUUCUAUAACUAAUCAAAAUCUUUUUGGCAUAAAGCCAAAAAUAUGGGAUUUUAAUACAGAGGGUACAACAUAUUACACAUCAUUAUCAAUAAAUGAUCAAUUGGAUUUUGUUGGCAAAUUGUCAAAUGAAUUAUCCAAUUCACUUCCAUGUGAUGUAGCACGUAUAAAAAUAUCAACAAAAUAUCAAUAUAGUCAUAACAACCAUGAUAGUAUCAAUGAUAAUCUUAGUAAGAUCAUAUUCAAAAAUUAUGAAAUGAAUAUCACAACUAAUUCAACUGAUCAGAUAUUUAUGAGAAUUGAUAUUGAGGGGACAUCAUCAAUAACAGAAUUGAGUGCAAUACAAUUAGCAAGUGAUUUGAAUGAAUUGAUAAUAAAUAAAAAUGCUACGUUAUUAUCUAAAGGAUUAUAUACUAAUUUGAUUGAUUCUGGUUACGGGGCUGAACAACUAGACAGUUCCAAGGAGAAUUUUAGAUGGAUUUUCAUGAUAAUAUUUAUUGGAUUAUUGUUGAUAGUGUUGAUUAUUUUAUGUAUAUUAAUAGGAACUCGUAGAUAUAAAUCGGCACAAAGCUUUUUGGCAACUACUAUGUUCAUAUUUAUCACAACAGAUUUUUGUUUGGAUAUUGUCUUUGUAUCUAUACAUGGAAAAGAUUUCAAAUGGUUAUAUCUUUCAAGUGAUGAUAAAUUGAUAUUUAUUGGUAGAGUGUUUAGCUUGAUGGUUGAAGAUAGUGUUCAUUUAAUUAUUUUGAUAUUGUAUCAAGAACUUUCGAUAACUCCAGCUAUAAUACCAAUGUUAUCUUUUAGUGCAUCCACAACUGUAUUGACACUCAAUUUUGGCAGUAUUAUUGGUGGUGAUAGUAGUGGGCGUGAUGAAUAUGAUGAUAGGAAAUUAAUUAUCGAUAACAAAAAAAGUGGCAGUAGUAGAAGAAAGAAAAGUUCUAGUAUUAGUAGAAAGGGUAGCACUGAUGAUACUUAUAGCAGUUCUGAGAAAAAGAGGAGGAGGAGUAGCAAAAGUAAUAAGGAUAAAGAAAUAACAUCAAUGUUUGAUGAAGAUUAUAAAAAAUCAAGAUCCAUUAAUAAAGAAAAGAACGUUGCCCCUGAUAGUAAUGAUGAUACUAAUGUUGCCAAUAUAUUAUUUUCAUCGCCAAUACUAUUAGAUACACCAACAUCCAAUAUUGGCAGUGAUCCAAAAAGUAGUGAAUCAGAAGCAACAAAUGGCAAGGACAUUGACGAUAACAGUAGUAAUAGUAAUAGUGAUUCUCAGAGACCUGAAGAUAGUGAUUAUGAAAAUCAAGGUGAAUCUGUUGCAAUUUAUAAAAACAUCACAAGUGGAAUAUUAGAAAAUGAAGAAGUUGGUAAAUCAUCAACACCUAAUAUAUCACUUGAUACAUCAUCAUCCGCAUCAACAAAAUUAAGCACCACCCCGUAA